Messenger RNA from Aspergillus wentii DTO 134E9, 1896 nucleotides. RefSeq names its product HET domain-containing protein. Lineage: Eukaryota; Fungi; Ascomycota; Eurotiomycetes; Eurotiales; Aspergillaceae. Bases 1 to 1896 code for a protein of 631 amino acids. The transcript has a single exon. The record is from RefSeq and is a predicted model, not a curated record.
AUGUCAAUUUUUGAUUUUGAUGUUUUGAAAAAUGUGAGACCCGAGGAGCGGUAUCUGUUAAAGUCAAAGCCUGAGCCUGAGCCUGAAGUCAACUGGAAGAUUGUCUCUUCGUGGCUGCAUGAGUGUCGCAGCAACCAUGAGCACCUCGUCUAUGCAAACCAAGUGACAAACUUCCGGAUCAUCGAUACUGUGAGAGGAUGCGUAGUCAUGGCCCCUGCAUCUUGUGAGUAUGCAGCAUUAAGCUAUGUAUGGGGCAAGGCAACAGAGAACGAUAUGGCAGCAACAACAGCAACCAUCAACAAGCUUGAAGCAGAUGGCUUCCUUUUCCAGCAUCCCCAACCUAUGACAAUCCAAGAUGCUAUAACAGCAUGUGGAAAACUAGGCAUCCGCUAUCUCUGGAUCGAUAGACUCUGUAUCAUACAAGAUUCAGAGGAGAAGUUGGCUCAGAUUAAUGCAAUGGAUGCUAUAUACAGCCGGUCUACUGUCACACUAGUUACAUUGGCAGGUACAGAUGCCAACCAUGGUCUUCCUGGCGUUUCUAAAAAACGAUAUAAAUGGCCAGUCCUGCAGACUCAUCGCUUAGGCAUUGCCAAAUCGCGGGUGACGUACAAUGACGCACUGGCAUAUUCUAAAUGGAACACUCGCGGCUGGACCUUUCAAGAGGCUAUUCUCUCCCCUCGCCUUCUAUGCUUUUCAGACUAUGGGGUCUUCUUUGAAUGCUGUCAUGAUUCAGACACAGAAAAUGAAAUCGAAUCCCUACACCCAGACGCUACAGAUACUUAUAGCACAUUUUCGGAUGAAGCAGCUCAUUCUGUCCACUCUGAUGUUACCGACCUUGUGGCGGAUUACACGGGACGAUACCUCACGUAUGGAACAGACAUUUUACAUGCAAUCUCCGGGGUGCUCAACGCCAAGUGCGGGCCAUACCACCAUUUCGGUCUAUCGCUCCAUGGCAUUGACUUUAACAAGAUGAUCUGCUGGGGAAAGCCCCACGGCUGGACACCCAGAGUUCAACCCAGAGAUGGCAUCUUUCCGUCAUGGUCCUGGUGUUCAGAAGAGGGGGAUGUGGUUUACUGGCUUACAUCUGAGCAAAUUGCAGCACCAUUUGCACUAUGGGCCCUUGUCGCUACCGAAUCGGAGGGGCAUCCAUUGCGGAUUUUCCAAUAUGAAAACCGCGAUGGAUGGCGGUCCUGGGACGAUUAUUGUGCCCAGGGAGGUGCAUUGGCAAUGCUUUAUGCGUGGCGGGAGGGAUGCUAUCCGGGGAAACUGCCACCUGCGCUCAACUUGCACGGUACAUGGACGCAGAUCAGAGACCACCUGGUGUCUGCAAUGUCAUUCUAUGACUUGUGCAAGGCAGCCCAUGGACUAGGGGAUGAUAGAACAAACCGAUACUUUCCAUCUUCUGCUAUUAGCCUUGCGUCUCAAUCCGGGCGUCUUCUGCUUUAUACCCAGUUCAUUCGACUCCCAUUAAGCAUACUAGACGAGGACCGCGAGUUCGAAUUUUGGCUUUUUAAUGCCGAGGGCCAUCGUAUAGUCUUUGUCGAGGCGUCUUACGCGAAUGUGGCCAGGCUGGAAGAAAUAUCUUUGCUGGAACCAAGCCCUGAUAUCCACGUCAUUGCCAUGUCUCUCGGCUUCGUUGAACAUUAUCCGAGAUACCGAUUUGUUAAGCAUUCGAUCUAUUCCCAUGAUUCGAAUGGAAGACGUUUAACUUGGGAUACGGACCAGCGUAAAUUCCGGGGUUAUGUUACUGGCAACCAAUAUGUGUAUGCAUUUGUGGUCAAUGUGAUGCUUGUUGAGAUAAAAGAUGGCAUUUGCAAGCGAGUUGGCAUUGGGGAAGUCUACCUCAGCAGGUGGAUCAAGGAGAAGCCGGAAUUUGGGACUUUUGUUCUGGAAUAA